Molecule: messenger RNA, 2610 nt
Organism: Temnothorax curvispinosus
Lineage: Eukaryota; Metazoa; Arthropoda; Insecta; Hymenoptera; Formicidae
Exons: 7
Biological process (GO): sensory perception of smell; detection of chemical stimulus involved in sensory perception of smell
Cellular component (GO): plasma membrane
Molecular function (GO): odorant binding; olfactory receptor activity
Source: RefSeq, a predicted model, not a curated record
GGGGUUAGAAGUUGAUCGAACUAUGUAAAACCACAUAGUCCGUUGCAAGACGUCCUUGCAUGGUUACAUUUAAAUAAAACUUAACGAAGUUCACAAUAGUAAAACACGUUGUAUUUAUAAUAUUUGUUAAUUGUGUUGUACUAGUAGCAAGAGUUUGAAAGAGGUGCGCGAUAAAUACUUAGAAAUAUUACUUUCUAGUUAUAUUCACACAAUUUAAGAUUCUCCGUCCGAUUCUCAAACCAAAGUACGCAGUUUAUGAGUUGAGUGAAUAAAAUUUAUCGCAGACAUUUGCAUUCAGUGUUAAGUGUACGAUUUAAUCAUCAGUUUGUGGAAUUUACUAAUUUAUUAAUUUAUUUCGUGGAAUAUCAUACUGGCUUUUGCAUUAAAUUUAAUUUUCCUUACAAUUAUCUUAUAUGUAUGUUUCGUUGGCUAUUUAAUCUGACAUGUAUGAUAUAAGAUACUUUUCGCAAUGUUUUAAACCUUUUCUUUAUAUUUAGCAAGAGACUAUACUUUUGUGCAGCACAUUGAUAAGUUGUUUGUAAAGAAAGAGAUCCAAAUAUGCAAAUACUUACACUACAAUUUUUAGUGUAUAACUAUUGUGGUUUAUGGCGACCUAGUGAAUGGUCAUCAAAUGUCGCAAAACUAUUGUACAAUGUAUUCACCUUUGUUAUAAUAUCCUCGGAAUACUUUGUGGUGUUAACUCAAUUUAUGGAUAUAGUACUUAUUGUCGACAAUAUCAACGAUUUUGCGACUAAUACUCUAAUAUUCCUGACUCUUGUUGCCGUAUGUUGUAAAGCGACUGUCGUUUUGAUGCGUCGGAAUGCGAUUAUUAAUUUGAUGCAACUAUUGAUGAAAGCACCGUGUAAACCUUGUGACAAAGACGAAUCGGCGAUACAAACAAAAUUUGAUAGGUUUAUUAGGUCGUAUUCUAUAAAAUACUUAGUUUUGGGGGUUAGCGCCGUUGCAGGCACUACAAUAGGAUCAGUAUUAAAUGUUAUGCAAGGUCAUAUACCUUAUCGAAUAUGGCUGCCAUGGGAUUAUAAUAUACCUCUAGUGUUCUGGAUUAUAUCCAUUCAUCAAAUUAUAUCUUCAUUUUUUGCCACAAUGAUAGGUAUCGGCACGGAUACUCUAAUCCUCGGAUUGUCUUUGCAAAUGUGUGCUCAGCUUGAAAUUUUCGAAAAUCGUCUUCACAAAUUAAUAAUUAAUAAAACAGUUAGAUAUCUGGAACAUGCACUCUCUUCGUCGAAUAAAAACAGAAGGAGGAUAUCGGAUUGCAUACAUCAUCAUCUCAGCAUUUACAAAUAUGCCGAAAUGGUAAACGCUAUAUUCAACCAAGUGUUCUUCGUUCAAUUCUCUGGAAGCAUACUGGUAUUAUGUACAAGUGUGUAUUACUUGUCAACUCAUAUUGCGGAACUGUCUGGACUUGUGACUUUAUUAUUCUACACCAUUGGAAUGUUUGUACAAAUUUACAUACUUUGCUGGUCUGGAAACGAAGUUAUUCUUAAGGUAAUCUAUAUCAGAAUCUACAAUCUAUACCAGAAUGAUGUAUUUUAUUCAGGUCUAAAUAUGCAAAUACUUUCUCUAAGUUUUUCGAUAUAUAACCUUUGUGGUAUAUGGCGACCAAGUGAGUGGUCAUCAAAUGUCGCAAAACUGUUGUAUAACAUAUUCACUUUUGUCAUAAUAUCUUCGGAAUACUUUGUGGUGUUAACUCAAUUUAUGGAUAUAAUACUUAUUGUCGACAAUAUCGAUGAUUUUGCUACUAAUGCUCUAAUGUUCCUGACUCUUGUUGCCGUAUGUUGUAAAGCCACUGUCGUUUUGAUGCGUCGGAAUGCUAUUAUCAAUUUGGUGCGACUAUUGAUGAAAGCACCGUGUAAACCUUGCGAUGAGGAUGAAUCGACGAUACAAACAAAAUUUGAUAAUUUUAUCAGGUCAUAUUCUAUAAAAUACACACUUUUGGCGACUAGCGCCGUUACAGGCACUACAAUAGGAUCAAUAUUAAAUGUUAUGCAAGGUCAUAUGCCUAAUCGAAUAUGGCUGCCAUGGGAUUAUAAUAUACCUUUAGUUUUCUGGAUUAUAUCCAUUCAUCAAAUUGUAUCUUUACUUUUUGCCACAAUGAUCCUUGUCGGCACGGAUACCUUAAUCUUCGGAUUGUUUUUGCAAACGUGUGCCCAGCUUGAAAUUUUCGAAUAUCGUCUUCACAAAUUAAUAAUUAAUAAAACAGUUAGAUAUCUGGAACAUGCACUCUCUUCGUCAAAUAAAGACAAAACGAAGAUAUCGGAGUGCAUACAUCAUCAUCUCAGCAUUUACAAAUAUGCCAAAGCAAUAAACGCUAUAUUCAACCAAGUGUUCUUCGUUCAAUUCUCUGGAAGCAUACUGGUAUUAUGUACAAGUGUGUAUUACUUGUCAACUCAUAUUGCGGAACUGUCUAGACUUGUGACUUUAUUAUUCUACACCAUUGGAAUGUUUGUACAAAUCUACACUUUUUGCUGGUCUGGAAAUGAAGUCAUGCUUAAGAGUACGAGCGUAGGGAACGCUAUAUAUUGCAUGGACUGGCCAUUACUAUCAAUUGACGAACAAAGGGACUUGCUGUUAAUCAUGAUGCGAAGCACA